AUGUGUCAGCUCGGAGGCGGCGGUCCACAGACGCUCUUCGGGUGGCAGGUCGCAACGGGGCAAACGCGGCCGGUGGGCCUCGCGGCUGGGGUUGGCGACGACAUUCCCGACAGCUGCAUUUCGUGGUUACAGGGCGCGGGGUGCGACCUCGCGGGGCUCCAGCACAUCAGCAACAUGAAGACCCCUCGCGCGUGGCAGAUCACGGAGUGGGACGGGUUCAGGACGCAGAUCUGGCGCACGCCCGCCUGCGCCGAGCUGUACCGCAUGCUGCGCCCCAAAGUCAGCGACAUUCCGCGGCGGCUCCUGGGGGCCAAGUGGUUCCACCUCGGCAUCAACCCCGACCGUCCGGACCACGCGUACCUCGCAGAGCUGCGCGCCGCGACGCGGGACACGGGCGGCGGGCGGUUCUCGAUCGAGCCGUUUGUGGGGGCGUCGCGGCCGCUGACCCCCCCGGAGCUGUCGGCGCUCGUCAGGGCGGCGGACGUGGUGUCGCCGAACCUCGCGGAGGCGCGCAGCAUGCUCGGGGACGACCGCGCCACGCCGCAGGGGGCCCUGGAGGUCCUCGGCGACGCCGGCGCCAGCGUGGCGGUGAUCCGCUGCGGGGCGGACGGCGCGUACGCGGCGGACUUCACGACGAACGAGGCGUACUUCUGUCCGCCCUACGCGCACACCAAGGUCAAGGACGUCACCGGCUGCGGCAACAGUUUCAUGGGCGCUUUCCUAGCGGGCUUCUCAGGGGAGGCUAAGGAGGUGGCGGGCAUGCCGAAGUCCGGGAUGGCCCGCGGGCUCGUGUGGGGGCACUCCGCGGCGUCCUUCAUGGCGGAGUGCUACGGCGUGCCGGAGGGCACUCCGAGGGAGCUCCACGGGGCGGCGGUGUCGCGCGUGGAGUCCUUGUUGGUGGGCGACGUGCUGGAAGAGGUGACCGCCCUGGCGUGA
Pedinophyceae sp. YPF-701 is the source of this 936-nucleotide messenger RNA. NCBI's taxonomy places the organism in Eukaryota, Viridiplantae, Chlorophyta, Pedinophyceae. The record is from the annotation of a GenBank genome assembly.